AGAACGCCCUAUCGAACUGAAUACCGAUACCGAGAAUCCUCUCAGUUUGGGUGGGUGGCCUGACCAACUGAUAACAAUUCCUUCCCUCCCUCCCCCCUCCCUCACAGCCUUCACUUCCUCGCAAACAUUCCCCACACACUCAGUCGACUCGCCUCCAGCCGUGAACAAUGGAGAGCAUUGCCGUCGCCGCCGCCGAUCGCCUGACGAUUAUGGUCACCAACGACGACGGCAUCGACGCCCCUGGCCUCCAAGCCAUCGUCCGCGUCCUCGUCUCCUCCAACCGCUUCAACGUCCAAGUCUGCGCUCCCGAUUCGGAAAAAUCGGCUGUGAGUCAUAGUGUCACGUGGCGUCACCCUCUCCAAGCCAGGCGAGUAUACAUUGAUGGAGCAUCAGCAUUUGCAGUCUCGGGAACUCCGGCAGAUUGUGCUUCUUUGGGACUUUCCAAAGUGCUCUUUCCCACGAUAGCAGAUCUGGUGGUUAGUGGCAUUAACAUGGGUAGCAAUUGUGGAUAUCACAUAGUUUACUCCGGCACAGUGGCUGGUGCUCGUGAAGCCUUUUUCCAUGGGGUGCCUUCUAUCUCCUUGUCGUAUGAUUGGGUUGAAGGUAGGAGUAAUAUACAGGACUUCACACUGUCCGCUGAAGCCUGCUUACCGAUUAUCAGUGCUAUAUCAGCUGAAAUAAAGAGGAACAAUUAUCCCAAAAGUUCUUUCUUGAAUAUAGAUGUGCCAACAAAUGUUUCUAACCACAAGGGUUAUAAGAUGACUAAGCAGGGAAGGCGUAUAAUCCAGAUGGGUUGGAGGCAAGUAACUUCUAACGUGCAAGGGGGAAAAAUGUUAUCCACAAUGACAAUGGAUGUAGAUUCACCAGUGCAGACAGAGGCAAGCGCAUCGACUGUGUCACAGGACUAUCUUCUAUUCAACAGAGAAGUAAUAGGCGCCCAACUUGAUGACGAAGAUGCAGACCACUCAUUUCUCAAAAAAGGAUAUAUUACUGUCACUCCUCUUGGCGCCCUUUCCCCUGCAGCAGCAGACUUUGAGGCUUUCAUUAAAGAUUGGCUUCCACAUGCUACAUAAUACCUGUCGUCAACCUUGUAAUGAAUGGUACAUGCUGCUUGACUCUUACCCAGUCUUGAUUGGUCGAAUUCCAAACACGUAUUGCUCAAGUAAUAACAUAAGUCAGCAGGGCAUCAUUCUUAAGGCAGGUAACAAAUCUGGAUAUAUAGGUUUGACUGAUUUCCAUAGUAUGUGGUACAUCAGGAGAAUUCCAAUUUCUGCAACAACUGAACAGCUUAUCAAUAAACCAUGUAUGUCCAUUCUUCAUGAAGUUCGAUAUACGGCGUUCAAUUGGAUUGAACAUGCUGCUGCGCCCUCUUUGAAAACUUCAAUUAUUUGGUCAAUGUUAUGGUAUCGUUAGGAGAACCGGGUUUGUUGGCUCUGACAAGUUGAUGAUCCUCUGACCUAGGUUUUAUUUGUUGAUAUGGAUUAUUUAUGCCCUAAUUACACAUAACUAUCACGUUCGCUUUC
Punica granatum (pomegranate) is the source of this 1523-nucleotide messenger RNA. The record is from RefSeq and is a predicted model, not a curated record. NCBI's taxonomy places the organism in Eukaryota, Viridiplantae, Streptophyta, Magnoliopsida, Myrtales, Lythraceae.